This is a messenger RNA of Coccinella septempunctata (seven-spotted ladybird), 811 nucleotides long. RefSeq names its product mediator of RNA polymerase II transcription subunit 19 (gene MED19). Lineage: Eukaryota; Metazoa; Arthropoda; Insecta; Coleoptera; Coccinellidae. Gene Ontology annotation, cellular component: mediator complex. Bases 34 to 750 code for a protein of 238 amino acids. The record is from RefSeq and is a predicted model, not a curated record. Gene Ontology annotation, biological process: positive regulation of transcription by RNA polymerase II. Gene Ontology annotation, molecular function: transcription factor binding; transcription coregulator activity. The transcript is spliced from 3 exons.
GGUGAAAAGACUUGAUAUGAGGGUUUAAGUAAAAUGAUGGGCGAUCAAUUUAGAAAAGUAGAGCAAUAUUCGCCUAAAUCAUCGCCUAGAGGAGCUAGGUCACCAGUUGUUUCUCGUCAGGAUUCCUCGGGUACCUUGAAAACAACAAUUUUACUAUCUGGGAAAAACCCCUCUAUAAUUCCCAGUGGACCUUUUUAUUUGAUGAAAGAACCACCAGGAGAAUCUGAACUGACAGGAGCUAAAAACUUAAUGGUGUAUUAUGACUUGGAACAUUCAUACACAAAGUUCAGUGGAAAGAAAUUGAAGGAACAGUUAUCCUCCUUUCUACCAACACUUCCAGGAGUAAUUGAUUCUCCCGGACAACAUGACAAUAGUUCAUUACGCUCAGUAAUAGAAAAGCCUCCUAUCGGUGGAAAAGAAUUGUUACCACUAACUAGUAUGCAGUUGGAUGGAUUUCGACUUCAUCCAGGCCCACUUCCAGAACAAUAUAGGUAUACUAGUACGAUUCCCAUGAAAAAGAAUAAAAAUAAGCAUAAAAAGCAUAAACAUAAGGAAGGGGGAACACCAAACCAGGAAACUGCUGUGACAGAUGCUGGUGUAGAUACACAUGAAAAGAAACAUAAAAAACAGAAAAGACAUGAUGAGGAUAAAGAGAGGAAGAAAAGGAAAAAAGAGAAAAAAAGAAAAAAACAGAAGCACAGUCCAGAGCAUAGUGGAGGACUAACACCAAGUCAGCAUUCUAAUUUAUAACCCAAACUUUUUUAUAUGUAUUAUCUAAUAACAAGAUUUAUUAUAGAUAUUGAAGAUUUAA